Molecule: messenger RNA, 2010 nt
Organism: Lasiodiplodia theobromae
Lineage: Eukaryota; Fungi; Ascomycota; Dothideomycetes; Botryosphaeriales; Botryosphaeriaceae
Product: Pentatricopeptide repeat-containing protein chloroplastic q9ls25
Exons: 2
Coding region: 1-2010 (669 amino acids)
Molecular function (GO): protein binding
Source: RefSeq, a predicted model, not a curated record
AUGUCGAGUUCGCGCCGCAUAGCUGCUGCAAUCUGCCCUUCCGCACCGUUCCUCGUUCCGCGCCGAGCCUGCGCGGUGCUCCGCCUUCCACACUUCAGUCCGGGCUCCGUUGCAGCAAAGCAUGAUGCCGCCCGUUCUCGAUCCCGCCGCCCGCAGACGCAGUCGUCUUUCCUCAGGAAGGCGAAGGCUGACCAAGACCGUGUCAUCGAAGAUCUCCGGACCGGUGCAGUUCCCCCGCACCAUGCUGCGAAUUUGCACCUGCUGUCCUUUCUCAAAGAAGCCGGACACUUUGACCGGGCCAUCAAAUUUUGGGAAUGGCUCAAGCAAAAGAGCAACGACUUCGUGGACGCUGCUGUCUACGGAGCUGCAAUUGAGCUCCUGACGACGCAGGGAAAAGCCGACCUGGCUGAACUGGAGGCUGUGUACGCCGAAGCUCUCCGUCGCUUCCCGGGAAAUUUCGCCCAGUACCAUCUCUCGCCGGAAGCAAUGGUGCCAGACCGUGGCCAGCCCGUCGAGAUCAAAGGACUUCCCACUUCGUUACUUCAAGGCAUCACAUCCGCAAGGAUAGAACGAGGUGAUUGGCGGAAUGCAUACCUCGGGUUCGAUACUGCGCUGCGCCUGUUCCCGACCCAGGUUCCUGAGCGCUUUUUCGAGAUGUUCGUAUACAAGAGGCCGCUCGCCGAGUCGUACACCGUCUUCGCCAUGGCCUGCCGGUCUGGUGUCUCCCUGAGGCCAGAAAUUUUGACCGCCCUUCUGAAAAAGUUGGUCGGAAUCCAGCCUCGUGCCUCCAUGGAGGACAGAAUCUUGGCCAUCAAGGGUAUGCUGAACGCUAUACACGUUUACGCCGGUGUCGGCGGUUCUGUUACGUGUCACCACGUCAGUGUGCUCGUGAAGGGAUUCGAAGACCUGCUUCCAAAAGCUCCGCAGGGAAACCCAGCCAGUGAAGCAGUCAAUCGGCUCGUUGGUAACACUGCACGCGAAACCGUGCUGACCAUAUCGCAAGCUGGUGUUCCGCUCACCUCAUCGACAGUUGCUAGCAUGGCGGGCCUUGCAGGCAAGGCGCGGCUGCCUGAGCUCCUCGGCCGAACGAUCCAGGACAUGACCAGCGCGGGUAUAGAACCAAAUGAAGUCGCACACAGAGCCAUGGUUCUUGCCGCCGGGCAGAUCAAGCAUCUCGAGCUGCUCGAACUGAGCUGGAAACGCCUCGUGGAAGCCGCCGAGGCAUCCGGGACGCAGCUGGACGUGGUUGACUGGAAAGCUCUGGCGCGCGCGAGCGUCAGCGCUGGCCAUGUCCGCUUCUUGCGGGAGCAGACCAUUUCGCUCAGCCACACAAUGACGGACGACAUUAGGCACUCGAUUGAAUGCGAAGUGACCGAGGAGCAAACAGGGGAAACCUCGAAGCGUUCGCGUCGCACACAGGAGUUCCGUGGAGUGGAGUUCACAGAAGCGGACAAUGCUCUCGUCAACGCUGCGAUACCGGAAAUCAAAUCUCAGGUCAAGUCGACCGCUGCGCUCAUGAAGUCUGACAAGCUGCUCAACUUCUACGAGCAUGCUCCUGCAAUGUCGUUGGUCGCCAGGCCAGCAAUAGGGUCGGAAACGGCGUUGCGCACGGUCUACGAUGAGCUCACGACAGACCCCCGUCUUCCUGCGACGAACCAGCCCCUCCGACCAGCGAAGAAGAGUGCUUUCGGCUACCCGUUGGAUUCUUUGCGAUACGCCAACUGGAAAUCCAUCAACGAGCUCCUCCUCGAUGCCGAAGCUCACGAGGCGGAGCGGCAGCGAAGGAUGGAAGAGGCUAUGGAAGAAAGCGGAGAUUCGACUGGACUGGAACCGUCCAUUCGAAGAUUUUUGCACUUAAAGCUCUCACCGCAUGGAUUCCGAAGGGACCGAAGCGGAAUUGCCGCCGAGGACGAUGCCGCCCAUGCGUCUGAUGAGAUCGGGCGUGUGAGACGGGAGAUACACCGGCUAAGGGCGCUGCAGGAUCAGCCACGCUUUGCAUUGGACCCCUGA